Messenger RNA from Periconia digitata, 1629 nucleotides. The record is from the annotation of a GenBank genome assembly. NCBI's taxonomy places the organism in Eukaryota, Fungi, Ascomycota, Dothideomycetes, Pleosporales, Periconiaceae.
UGGUAUUUACGCCUGCUUUUCCGCCCCAUUCCACUUCUCGCUCUUCAAAGCUCCAAACCCAAUCCUUUGGGUAUUGUCACCUUUCGACACCUGCGAAGCAUGGCAUUACUAUCGUUCACCAACUUGGUGCUCGCCGGCUUGGGCUACAUACUCUGCACUGUCAUCUACCAGGUUGUAAAUUACCGAUUCUUCCACCCGCUGGCAAAGUUCCCGGGUCCCUUUUGGGCUAGUGUCACGCGACUCUGGCUUACGUACCACAAUGUCAAAGCGGAUGAAGUGGAAGUAGUCCACGCGUUGCAUAAGAAGCAUGGGCCUGUGAUCCGCAUCACACCUACGAUGCUCAUGGUCAGUGAUGCUACUAAACUGCCUGAAAUCUACAGUCGCUAUGCCGACAAGUCCAAGCAUUACAUCACGGGGUCCUUCGGUGAUACCGAGUCCCUCUUCAACAUACAAGACCAUAAAGUGCACUCUCACUUCCGGAAAAUCGCCGCGGCUCCGUACAGCUUUAGCAACAUCAAGAAAAUGGAGCCGCUGGUAGACAGCAACAUCGACCGGUGGAUCACCAAGCUGGACGCCCGUUUUGCCACGUCUGGUCAGAAAUUCGAUUUCUCCCCCUGGGCGGUAUACAUGGCGUACGAUGUCAUCUCCGAGGUAGGAUUUGGAGAGCCCUUCGGUUUCAUUGAGCAGGAGACAGAUGUGGGCGGUCUUAUUCAAGGAUUCCACGAUGGUCUGGUUCCCUUCGGUAUUAUGGCGCGGCUAUACCCGUUCACCAACUGGGUCAAGAGCACAUUCCUUGGCAAGUAUAUGGUUGCAAGCCCCGAGCAGCAAUCAGGUAUCGGCACUCUGAUGCGGUUCCGUGAUCGCCUGAUUCAGAAUCGUUACAAAGACAUCGCUGCGGGCAAAGCGGCGGGACGAAUCGACCUUUUGCAAACAUUCAUCGAUGCCCGCGAUGAGAACGGUAAGGCUCUGGACUUGGACUACAUUAAAGCAGAGAUUCUGCUCGUGCUUCUCGCAGGCGCCGACACAACCGGCACCGCCUUCCAAGCCCUUAUGACGGAGAUUUUCUCCGACGACCGUGUCUAUCAGAAGCUCAUGGAUGAGAUCGACCAGGCCACGCGCGCGGGCCACAUCUCAGCCGGCGUGCCGCGAUAUGAGGACGUUUUGGAGCACUGCCCUUAUUACGUUGCCUGCGUCAAGGAAGCCAUGCGUCUGAAUCCCUCCGCACCCAACAUCUUCCCUCGCCUCGCGCCCAAAGACGGCUUGAAUCUGUUCGGCCAGUUUGUGCCCGAGGGAUCCGAAGUCACGUGUAACCCAUGGAUCGUGCACCGAGAUCCCAACAUCUACGGUUCUGACGCGGAAGUCUUUCGUCCUGAGCGUUGGCUCGGAGAUCCUGAAAAGGUUAAGGACUAUAACAAGUACAAUAUGGGGUUUGGGUAUGGCGCCAGGGUGUGUCUAGGAAGGGAAAUUGCCAACAUGGAACUCUUCAAAGCGCCGCUACAGUUCUUCCGCACUUUCAAGCCUCAGGCUGUCAAUUCCGAGCAGGCGGGUCGGUUUGUGUACAAGGGGGGUAUCUCGUUCUUUGAGGAUAUGUGGAUUACCAUUGAGAAGCGGCCAUCGGUGGCGCCUUGA